AUGUUUUUGGCUUUUGACAUCAAAAGAGGUGGUAAACGUAUUGAUAAUCGAGCUGUUGUGAAGAAAGACUGGAUUAUUGAGUUGCCUGACGUUUUGAUUGUGAAGAUAUUGUCUCUGCUUCCUACAAAGUCUGCCAUAGCUACGAGUGUUUUGUCUAAAAAAUGGCAGUUUCAUUGGACAAUGUUGCCCAAACUCAGUUUUAAUAAUUGCAAUCACACAACUGAACGAGGGACGUUUUCAAAGAAUGUUUGCAAGGUUUUGCUUUCCCAUAAAGCUCCCGUUCUAGAGAGUUUAAAUCUCAGUUUUAGUCCAUACAACUGUGAAGAUAUGGAUAUUGAAACGUGGAUUGAAAUUGCAAACGCAAGACAUAUCAGAAACUUGGUACUCGAUGUUGAGUGCAAGUCAUUUUAUUACAGCUUUCCUAAAAGCUUGUAUCACUGUGAAUCACUGAAGACCUUGAUACUCAAGCUUCUGGUUUACGUAAAUGUCCCUUCUAAAGUUUGUCUGAAGUCCCUUAAAACUCUUCAUCUUCACUCUGUGUACUUCGGAGACAAAGCAUCGUUGGUUCACUUUUUAUCUGGUUGCCCUAAUCUUGAAAACUUGUUGUUGGGUCUUCGUGGAUACUUCUCCGGAGUGGAGGUGACUCAGAGUACUAUUUCGGUGCCAUCGUUACAAAGACUAUCUAUUUAUGUUUAUAGUAUCUAUGGUAGAACAAUGGGUUGUGGCUAUGUGAUCGAUGCUCCUUCUUUGAAAUACUUGAAGAUUGAAGGGGAACAUUGUCUCAAGUUUCGUCUGACUAAGAAUGUGACGAAGCUAGAGGAGGCAGAUAUCGUUGACGCCUCUCAUACAAUUAAUGAGAAUCUUCUGAGAUCUUUAACUUCUGUUAGACGUCUUUCCUUGGAACUAUUACCCUUGAAGGAGUUUAAGUUUCCUACUGGUAGCAUCUUCAACCAAUUGGUGUAUUUGGAGAUAUAUACAACUACGAACGCAUGGUGGGAUCUGUUAACUUUCAUGCUCGAUAGUUCUCCUAUAUUGCAAGUCCUCAAGCUCAUUAAUACUCAGAAACGAGAUGGUUGGAGACAAGGUUUAAAGGCUAAUAGGAAAUGGAAGCAGCCAAAGAAUGUUCCUGAAUGUUUGCUGUUUCAUCUCGAGACGUUCAUGUGGACAGGCUCCGACGAAGGUCUAGUAGAGGAGGAGAAAGAAGUUGCGAAAUACAUUCUAAUGAACACAAACCUUUUGGAGAGAGCAAGUUUCUCCUCAAUACGCAUGAGUUCUGAAGAUAGGCUUGAGCUGGAGAGUGUGCAAAGGAGAGACGGUGGCAAUAUGAACGAAGAUAGGAUCAGUAAGUUGCCGGACGUUUUGAUUCUGCAGAUACUGUCUCAACUUCCUACAAAAUCUGCCGUAGCCACAAGUGUUUUGUCUAAACAAUGGCAGUUUCUUUGGAAGAUGAUGCCUCAACUCAAGUUUGAUUCUUGCGAUCACAAAGGUGAAGUCGGGACAUUCUCAGAUAAUGUUUGCAACUCUUUGCUUUCUCAUAAAGCUCCGUUUCUAGAGAGUUUUCAUCUCAGUUUUAAUGUAGACACUUGUGAUGCUAUGGAUAUUGGAGUGUGUAUUGGAAUCGCACGCGCACAACAUGUGCGUAAGUUGGUACUCGAUAUUGAAUCUAAGAGAGAGUCUGCUUUAAUACUUCCCAGCAGCAUGUGUAACUGUGGAAUACUAGAGACCUUGACACUCAAGGGCUUUAUUUAUCUACGUGAUCCUUCUCAAGGUUUUCUGAAGUCCCUUAAAACUCUGCAUCUUUACCCAGGGAAGAGCCAUACAUGGACAUUGAUUAAUACCUUUUUGUCUGGUUGCCCUAAUCUUGAAAAUUUGUCCAUGCAUCUACAUGGUGCCUCCCUAAUGAAGACUCGCACUAUUCCGAUGGCAUCCGUACAGAGACUGUCGAUUUAUUGUGGCCGUCAUGGUUUACAUAAUUGUGGCUAUGUGUUAAAUGCUCCUUCUUUGAGAUACUUGAAGAUUGUAGGGAGUUGUCGUUGUUGGUUUGGACGUGCGUUUGAGAAUGUGACGACACUGGUGGAGGCAAAAAUCAGUCACGUCUCUAAGGUAAUGGAUGAGAAGUUUCUGAGGUCUCUAACUUCAGUCAAACGCCUUUCCUUGAAGAUAUUACAUUAUAAGAUUACGUUUUCUACCGGUAUCAUCUUCGACCAACUAGUAUGUUUGGAGAUAUAUACAAGUCAAGAAGCAUGGUGGAAUCUACUUACUUCCAUGCUCGCUACUUCUCCUAAAUUGCAAGUCCUCAAGCUCAUCAAUUCUAAUAAGGAAAGGGUUUGGCGAAAGAAUAGGACACUGAAUCAACCGGAUUAUAAUUUUACUACAUGUUUGUUGUUUCAUCUGGAGACAUUCAUGUGGAGUGGCUACAACAAAUUCCUAGUAAAAGAGGAGAAGGAAGUGGCUAAUUACAUUCUAGCGAACGCUUACCGUUUGAAGAAAGCAACUUUCUCCAUAAACAAUACAAGAUCUGGAGAUAGAGGUGAGCUGAUCAAGGAAUUGAAGAGUGUGGUAAGGCGUUCAAAUUCAUGUGAACUUCUGUUCAAAUGA
Molecule: messenger RNA, 2598 nt
Organism: Microthlaspi erraticum
Lineage: Eukaryota; Viridiplantae; Streptophyta; Magnoliopsida; Brassicales; Brassicaceae
Source: the annotation of a GenBank genome assembly